Molecule: messenger RNA, 1225 nt
Organism: Larimichthys crocea (large yellow croaker)
Lineage: Eukaryota; Metazoa; Chordata; Actinopteri; Sciaenidae
Exons: 1
Coding region: 54-935 (293 amino acids)
Biological process (GO): DNA integration
Molecular function (GO): nucleic acid binding
Source: RefSeq, a predicted model, not a curated record
CAGAGCCUCCCUUCACCCACGUAGGCAUUGAUGUCUUCGGACCAUGGGCCGUCAUGACGCGGAGGACGAGAGGAGGAAGUGCAGACAGUAAGCGCUGGGCAGUGAUAUUCACAUGUAUGUCAACCAGGGCUGUCCACUUUGAGCUCAUAGAGUCCAUGACCACCGACAGCUUCAUCAAUGCCUUGAGAAGAUUUUUUGCCAUCCGUGGCCCGGCCAAGCUUCUCCGUUCCGACAGAGGGACUAACUUUGUUGGGGCUUGUAAAGAGCUGGGCAUCGACACAGAAGACUCACCAGUUUCAACUUACCUCCAGGGCAGGGGGUGCUCCUGGAUCUUUAACCCGCCUCAUUCUUCACAUAUGGGGGGGGCUUGGGAAAGACUCAUCGGUGUUGCCAGGCGCAUCCUGGAUGCCAUGCUGCUCCAGACAGCACACACUCGCCUGACACACGAGGUGUUGAGCACUCUUAUGGCCGAAGUCAUGGCCAUAAUGAACGCAAGACCCCUAGUACCUGUGUCCUCCGACCCAGAUGCGCCCACAGUCCUUACCCCAGCUAUGCUCCUGACCCAGAAGAUGAGUACCGUCUCCGCGCCCUCUGGAAACUUCCAGAUGGCUGAAUUGCACGGAAAGCAGUGGAAACAUGUGCAGUGCCUUGCAAACACCUUCUGGAAGAGAUGGAGGAGAGACUACUUAUCCACACUGCAGGGCCGCCGAAAGUGGACCGCCGAGAGGCCGAGCGUCCAGGUCGGCGACGUCGUCUUGCUCAAGGACAGUCAAGCCCACAGGAAUGAAUGGCCUGUGGGACUGAUCGUCAACACGCUGCCGAGCGGAGACAAGAGGAUCCGCAAGGUGGAAGUGAAGAUUGUUAGAGACGGAACUGUGAAAGUUCUUCUGAGACCCGUCUCAGAGAUCGUCGUUCUGCUUUCUGGAGAAAGCUGAAGACCAUAUCCUUUGAAAUUGAAGUUUAUGUUGUGUUAAAGUAAAAGUUUGUAGUGGCAUAAUAGUUAUAUGCCAAGCGGGGAGUGUUCUGCCUUCUGUAAGAAGCCCUGACUGGGAUCUCUGUAAUUUUGAUGGUGAAUACCGCCGCUUAGUGGACGUUUUCGGUAUUGCGCCUUAUGCGCCAGUUAUCCACUUCCUGUUAAGUUUUCAUGUAGUUUGUCGUAUCUGACUUCACGAACGGGACGGACUUUCAGUGCUUUCAUUUCGUUUUGUAUUCCCACUUGAGCCUU